Messenger RNA from Taeniopygia guttata (zebra finch), 4840 nucleotides. RefSeq names its product proline rich basic protein 1 (gene PROB1). Gene Ontology annotation, cellular component: nucleoplasm. The record is from RefSeq and is a predicted model, not a curated record. Lineage: Eukaryota; Metazoa; Chordata; Aves; Passeriformes; Estrildidae.
GGUCCCCGAGGCUGGGGGCGGCGGUGGCAUCCCUGCAAUGCGCUUGGCAUCGGCUGCCCCGGCUGGCGCUGCCCGAGUCCAUGUGAUCCGGGGCUCGCCCUGUGCCGCUGCCCGGUCCAGCCGCCGGGACGGCGAGGGAGCCACAAGGUCGAGCGGCCCCAGCCCCGAGCAGGGCUCCUCCCUGCCACCAUGCCCCGCGGGAAGAGGGACCCGGUCCUGCUGUCCCCCGCCGAGCUGCCCGGCCCCGGGGCCGAGGGUCCCCGCGGGGCCGGGGACGGUCGGCGCUCCGCGGAGGAGGAGGAGGAGGAGGACGGACACCUCCCGGGGCUGCCCCGCGACGACCUCACCAAGAGCAUGUCGAGCUCCUCCGUGUCCUCCUACCACUCCGCCCUGUGCUCGGACGGCACGGAGACCUUCAAGGACUGCCUGGAGUUCCUGGACGAGGAGGGAUCACCCGGCCGGGCUGCCCCGGGCCGCUGGGCUCCGGCGGGGGCCCCCGGCACGGCCCCGCCGCCCGUCCCCCUCGCCCGCCCGCAGCGGGCUCAGCUGUCCAGCGCGGCUAAGAAUAGCCCAGCGCCGGGCCAGGGGGGCAGGAUGGGUCCCCUCGGUGGGGACCGGCAGCCUGUGCCGGCCGCGGGGGAACCGGCCGUGCCCCGGCAGCCCGGGGCGAUGCUCCCCGGAGCUCCCAGCGACUCGGACGAGGUGGACGGCGAGGUGCAGGCGCUGACGGCCAGGGCUUUCCGCAGCCUCUCGGGGCUCCCCGGAGCUCGCCUCGACAUGUGCAGCUCCCACACCUCCUCCAGCCUCUCCAAUUCGCUGUCGGAGGACGGCGGGCGGCCGCGGCGGUGGCCGGUGGGUGCCGGGGAGCCCCGGGGGGCGGUGACAGCUCUGCACGGCCGGGCGGGAUGGCCUUUCCCCACCGGCGUGGACGGGGAGCUGCUGGGCAAGGAGCAGUUCGAGUGCGUGGACGUGGAGCUGGAGACCGAGGCGAGGAAGGGACACGGCAAGAAGAGGACGGUGCCCAAACGCCAGAUCCUGCUGAAGAGGAAGGAGAGGAAGGAGACGGGCUUUGGCCCCCGCGGGGAUGGCCCAGCGCCCCAGCCCCCUGCCAGGAAGGAGCCCCCCAGCAAGGGCAGAGCCGUCGGAGAGGAUUUCAGGCUCAACUACCAGCAGUUCAUGAAGGCGGCGUCCCUGGAGGCCGGCACCGACAGGACCCGGGCGGCCUCGAGCCUGGUGAAAAACGUCCUGGCCAAGAAGAUGCAGUACGAGCAGCGCAUCAAGAUGGAGCAGAAGGGGCUGCGGGGCAGCUCGACCUCCUCGGGGCCGUCUUCCGCCGGCACCGACCUGCUGGGGGAUGGUCUGGAGGGCAAGUCCAGCUCGCUGUCCCGCUCCGACUGCAGCUUCUCGGCCGAGGACCUGCGGAGCGGCGGGAUGCCGGUGGCCACGGCGGCCGCGGGGAGCACCGCCACCACCACGCAUCCCACCAAGGGCGUGGUGCUUAGCGAGGCGACGAGGGAGACUGUCUGCAACCUGAGGAAGACUUUCAACGAGCUCAACCAAAGGAUGAAGUACCAGGAGGUGCUGGAGGGCCGCUGGCUGCCCGCGGCCGCGGAGGAGCACGCGUCGGAGAGGAUCUGCUACCAGCGAGCCCGCGCCUUGUUCGAAGCCCAGCCCGGGGUGGGGAAGGUGCUGGAUGUCGCCCCCCGGUUUGCGAGGGCGCCGAGGCCGUGGCCCAGCCUGAAGGAGCGAGCCAUCGGCCCCAUCCAUUCCCAAGGCCUCCCAUUCAAGGCCGAGAGCCGGGCGCUCCCCGCCACUCCGCCGCGCCGCCCCUUCGCAUCCUCCCGGCCGCAGGAGGCGAGGACGCUGCCGCAGAGCCACCCACAGAAGCCACCGGCAGCGCCCCGCCGGCCGCCCAGCCCCGGCACCAUCCCGGUCCCGCGGGGGUCCCCGCCAGCCGCGCCCCCCAAGCCGGAGGAGAAGGGGAAGGGGCGCGUCCCGCAGCCCCGAGAUGUGCGCAAGCUGGUGAAGAGCAGCUACAGCCUCAAAUUCGGGACUGCCGGUGCCUCCCGCGGCACCGUGGCACCGGCCAGCAGCGGGGAGCCGCCGCCAGCCACCCCUCUGGUCAUCCACUGCACCUCGGUCCGCCGGGAGCCGGCGGCUGAGGAGGUGCCGGCAGCCCCCGGCCGGGAACCGGCCCCGGCGUGCCCCGAGGGGCCCGCGAAGCCCCCGCACAGCUCCCCCAUCAACAUCACCAGGGUCCAGGCCACGCGGAGGGGCGCGGCCCCCACGGAGGAGCCGCCGGUGUCGCCCCCGCGCCGGGAGCGGAGCGAGCUCCGGUUGCCGCCGCGGACCGAGCGGGUGCCGCACGUGGAGACCCAUCUGCACGUCCUGGUGGGGCGGCCGGGCCCCGCGGCCGCGGAGAGCUGCCCGGGCCCGAGCAGCGCGGUGCUGCGGGCGGAGAAGACCGUUCUGCUGCCGCCGCCACCCGCGAGUCCCGCGGAGGAGAAGGAGCUGCGCGGCCGUGGCGGCGGCAGAGCGCUGCCCGCUGCCGAGGGGCCGGAGCCGCCGGGACAGCGGCCCAGCAGCGGGGACAGCCGGGACCCCCGAGCCACAGCCCCGGGCGGCAGCAGCGCGGCAGAGCCCGGUGCCAACGAGCGGGGGCAGCGGCAGCCCGGCCGGCGGGUGUCGGUGGGUAACGGGCGCUCUGCCGGUGGCACCGGCCCCGCCGCCCCGCUCCGAGCCGGGGACAGCAGCGAAGGCCUCCCCGGGCGGCUGCCGGAGCAGAGGGAGACCUGGGAGCGCUCGCCGCAGUGGCCGGCGGCUACCGAGCCCUACCCGCCGGCUGCCCCGGCAGAGAACUCCAACUACUUGGCAAUCCCCGAGAGAGCCCCCAAAUCCACGCUGAUGCCAAAGCUGUCCUCGGUCCCCAACCCAGCCAGUGCCUCUUUUGGGACCUCCAUGGUCACCAACGUGACCAGCUCAUCCUUUGGCUUCCCAUCAACCUCCAGUCUGGCCAGCACAUCAUUUGGGACCCCCUUAGUUUCCAAUUCCAACAAGUCUUUUGGGGCCCCUCUGGUCCCCAACAUGUGCAGCACAUCCUUUGGGAACCCCCUGGUGCCCAAUCCAUCCAGUGCAUCCUUUGGGAACCCCCUGGUUCCCAAUCCAUCCAGUGCAUCCUUUGGGAACCCCUUGAUCCCCAAUCCAUCCAGCAUGUCCUUUGGGAACAGCCUGGUCCCCAAUCCAUCCAGCAUGUCCUUUGGGUCCUCUUUGGUCCCAAAUGCAUCCAGUGCAUCGUUUGGGAACCCCUUGAUCCCCAAUCCAUCCAGUGCAUCCUUUGGGUCCCCACUGAUGCCAAAUCCAUGCAGCAUGGCUUUUGGGUCCUCCUUAGUCCCCAGUCCAUCCAGUGCAUCCUUUGCGAACCCCUUGAUCCCCAAUCCAUCCAGCGUGUCUUUUGGGUCCUCCUUGGUCCCAAAUCCAUCCAGUGCAUCCUUUGGGUCCCCACUGGUCCCCAAUCCAUCCAGUGCAUCCUUUGGGAACCCCUUGAUCCCCAAUCCAUCUAGUGCACCAUUUGGGUCCCCUUUGGUCCCCAGUUCAUCCAGUGCAUCCUUUGGGAACUCCUUGAUCCCCAACCCGUGCAGCUCAUCCUUUGGGUCCCCCUUGGUCAGCAACCGAAUCCCCACUUCCCUUGGGCAUCCAUCAGUCUCCAACAUGGCCAGCUCUUUCUUUGGAUCCCCUUUUGUCCCCCACCCAGCCAGCGCUCCGCUGGGAAGCGGUGCCUAUCCCCUUCCUGGUGGGGAAGUGCCCUGGAGCAAGCCCAGCCCUGAGCCCCCCCUGCCCCGACCCCCCGAGGGCUCGGCUGCUGUGGGGCCCCCAGCCCAGCCCCACCCGGAGGAUGCUCCUCAUUUCCUCAGGGGGACCGAUGGCCCCUCGCCGAGUGGGAGGAGCAGGCAAAGCCCCCCCAAGCCCUUCUCCACCGCCGUGCCCGCCCAGCGGAGGAUGCUCGUGGAUCCCAGCAGCGGCAAGUGCUACUACGUGGAGCCGCCACGGCAGCCCCAGAUGAAAACGCUCUACGACCCCGAGACAGGGCAGUACCUGGAGGUGCUGGUCCCACCGGUGGCAUCGCACAGCGGGCUCUACCAGGCACCUUUCAACCCGCUGGUCAUGGCCCCGGGGGUCUAUGGUCCACCCUACUCACCCUACGGCGGCUUCCCGGGGCUCCCGGCGCCGCCGCCCUCCGCCCCGUCUCCGCCGCACCCCUCGCUGCCGGCUGCCGACCACCCCGGGACCCCCGGCUCCGCUCCCAAGGGCGAGGAGCCGUCCCCUGCCGGGGGUGCUGACUGCGGCUACCUGGAGAGCCCCUACUACAUCCCCACGGGCAUGCGGGCCAGCCCCGGCCCCGAGCAGCCCCCGGCCCGCGCCAGCCCUGCCGCGCCCGAGGGCUCGCUGCUCCGCAUGUGACGGGGAUGGAUGUCCCUUCCCUUGGCACGGCUUAGCCCGAACUCAGCAUCACCCCUGGCACGGGAGAGCCUCCCCGGCCACGGCUGAGCUGGCAGAGCGCCGAGGGGUAGCGGGCACUGGUUGGACUUCACUGGCUUCUCAUGGAAACGGGGUCAAAAAGGGUAUUUUCCGGUGUGAGCACCUGGCAGCCCUAAGGGGAAAUGAAGUGUGGGCCCCGGCCAGCAAAGGGACCAGAGAGGCCCUGCUUCCCCCUGUCCUGCCAGUCCCAUCCCAAGGAUGACCCGGGCUGGUUCGCACAGCAGGGUGAUGGCCUGGUCACCCCCAGCCACGGCUGAAGCACAGACACCCCAAAAUAGUAAUAAAAACGCUGAAACAGCUUUAA